Molecule: messenger RNA, 2588 nt
Organism: Phalaenopsis equestris
Lineage: Eukaryota; Viridiplantae; Streptophyta; Magnoliopsida; Asparagales; Orchidaceae
Product: probably inactive leucine-rich repeat receptor-like protein kinase At3g28040
Exons: 2
Biological process (GO): protein phosphorylation
Molecular function (GO): ATP binding; protein kinase activity; receptor serine/threonine kinase binding
Source: RefSeq, a predicted model, not a curated record
UCCUCCAACUCCUUCUCCGGCCCAUUCCCUUCCUCCCUCCCCUGCAACUCCCUCCGUUCCCUCUCCCUCUCCUCCAACCUCUUCUCCGGCCCAAUCCACCCCUCCCUCGCCCGCUGCUCCUUCCUUCUCCACCUCAACCUCUCCUCCAACCACCUCUCCGGCGACUUCUCCUUCAUCUUCUCCUCCCUCACCCGCCUUCGCAUUCUCGACCUCUCCUUCAAUUCUCUAUCCGGUCCUCUCCCUGUUUCCAUUGCCUCUCUCCACAACCUCAAGCUCCUCAACCUCUCUGGCAACCAGUUAUCCGGCCGCCUCCCUCCAUCUCUUGCUCUCCUUCCACAUCUCCUCUCCCUCGACCUCGCACACAACCAGUUCUCCGACGAGCUACCGAAAUGGAUUCCCUUCUUAACCGCCCUCCGCCGCAUUGACCUCUCCGGCAACCGCUUUUCUGCAACAAUUCCCACCAACCUAUCAGCUCUGCAAAACCUCAACUUUUUGGACCUCUCAUUCAACUCCCUUACCGGUGAUAUCCCUGCUUCGAUAGCCGACUGUUUGAAUCUUACGGAGCUCCGCCUCGGCGGCAAUGCGCUCACCGGAAACAUCCCGCCGGCGAUAUUUGGUCUGGGGCUUAUUGUUCUCGAUCUCGCCGGAAACAGAUUUAAUGGAACUAUCCCUCCUGGAUCGGCAAAGCUGGUGAAUGCGCUUCAGUCACUGAAUCUUUCUGGAAACCGGUUUGUCGGAGAAUUACCGCUGGAGAUGACGAAGUUCACUAAUCUUCAGUACCUUAAUCUCUCAGGGAACUAUCAGCUGCAUUCUAAGCUUCCCCCUGAGAUCGGGGAGUUCAAGAAUCUUUCGGUGCUCGAUCUACGCAGCUCUGGUUUCUAUGGCACGAUUCCUAGCAAUAUCUGCGGCUCCGGAAGUCUAACUAUUCUUCAAUUAGAUGCCAAUACCUUCUCCGGCAAAAUCCCCGAACAGAUUGGAAACUGCUCCAAUCUCCAUUUGCUGAGUUUAUCCCACAAUAAACUGACCGGAUCAAUUCCGGCCGCCAUGGCCGAGCUAAAGAAGCUCGAGAUUCUGAAUCUGGAGUUCAACUCUCUGAGCGGUGAAAUCCCACAACAGCUCGGCUCCCUCACUAAACUAGUUGCGGCAAACAUCUCCUACAACCACCUCGUCGGCCGGCUUCCUUCCUCCGGCAUCUUCCCCAGCCUGGAUCAGAGCUCCCUGCGCGGCAAUCUCGGCAUCUGCUCCCCUCUCGUAUCCGAACCUUGCGAGAUGGACGAAAUCCCCAAACCACUGGUUCUCGACCCAAACACCAUUAACAAGGGGAACGGAAACAAGCGAGGCCCCCGGACCGACGGCGAGACUGAAUCCCAACACCACCGCAUCCUCAGCCUCUCCGCCAUUAUAGCCAUCGCCGCAGCUUUCAUCAUCCUCGUCGGCGUCCUCCUCGUCACCCUCCUCAACAUCUCCGCGCGUAAACGGCUAGAGAACGCCCUCGAUACCAUUCGCUCCACCUCUUCCCGCUCCGGCAACAAAAUCGUAAAUUUCGGGCCAAAAAGCCCCGAGCUUUCCAACCUCGCCACCGAAUCUCUCUUAACCAAAGCCACAGAGAUCGGCCGCGGAACCAUUGGCGUCGUCUACCGCGCCGCCGGGCCAGUCGCCAUUCGCAAGUUCCACCCCAACUGCGCAUUACAGAAUCAAGACGAUUUCGACCGCGAGGUCCGCGCACUGGCUAAAGUCCGCCAUCCCAACCUCCUCGCUAUCAAAGGUUACUACUUUACCCCACAGAUUCAACUUCUCAUCACCGAAUUCGCCGCCGGUGGCAGCCUCUACAGCCGCCUUCACGGCGGCAGCUCGCCCCUCUCUUGGCCGGAGCGUUUCCACAUCGCGCUCUGUACAGCCCGAGCUUUAGCCCAUCUCCACCGCGCCUUACGGCCGCCGGUCAUCCACUACAACGUGAGGCCAAGCAAUAUCCUCCUCGACGCUAAUGGCGAAGCAAAGCUGGCUGAUUUCGGACUGAACCGGCUUCUGCGGCCUCGCCCUGAUCAGCCGGCCGUCGGGCAGAGCAUGAUUGGGUACACGGCACCGGAGCUGGCUUGCGGGAGCUUGAGAGUGAGUGAGAAAUGCGAUGUGUAUGGAUUUGGGGUGGUGCUAUUGGAACUCGUAACGGGGAGGAAGGCGGUGGAGUUUAGAGAAGAUGAAAUGGUAAUGUUAGUGGAUGAUGUCAUGACGGUGCUUGAAAGGGGAGAAGCAGAGGAAUGUGUGGAUAGGAGAAUGGGAGGGUUUUUGGAGGAUGAGGUGGUGCCCAUGUUGAAGCUGGGAUUGGUCUGCGCUUCGCAGAUUCCGUCGAGCAGGCCAACAAUGGCGGAGGUGGUGCAGAUUCUGGAGGUCAUUAAGGCUCCGGUGAUUGAGAGGAUGGCGACCUUCAACGGAUGAUGGGGACGACGAUGCUGUUGUUAUAUAAUUGUUAUUGUGUUGGUUUGAUAGGUAUUGUUUGAAUUGAAUCAGGGUGAAUGAUUCAGCUGUGCUUGCUGCGCUUGUAAACCUUUUGAUUUUGUGAGAUGAUGAAUAUAUAUGUCCAUGUUUUGACA